Halteromyces radiatus is the source of this 364-nucleotide messenger RNA. RefSeq lists its product as uncharacterized. Bases 55 to 291 code for a protein of 78 amino acids. The record is from RefSeq and is a predicted model, not a curated record. NCBI's taxonomy places the organism in Eukaryota, Fungi, Mucoromycota, Mucoromycetes, Mucorales, Cunninghamellaceae. The transcript has a single exon.
UUUACAACUCUUUUUUUUUUUUUUAAAAAAAAAACUAAACAAAACAAAACAAAAAUGAACUCUCUUAUGAAAUUGGUUGCUACUCUCUUCUUUGUUGGUGUCGCUACCGCAUGUACCUGUAAUUCAAGCAGUGGUAAUGGCAGAUUCUGUGGUCAAACUAACGGAAUGGAUGGAUGUACCGCCGAUCAUAUCUAUCAAUGCGACCACUUGGGUGGUGCUGGUCAAGAUUUGGGUCCCUGUACUAGUGGAUGCAUCACUACCCCAGCAGGACAAAAUGAUCACUGUGCAUAAAGCAGAUGAUUGAAUAUCAAGUACCUUUCUAUGUUAGUUAGUUAGGAUUUAUGCUUCUAUUGAAUAAAAUACU